This is a messenger RNA of Fonsecaea multimorphosa CBS 102226, 2310 nucleotides long. RefSeq lists its product as uncharacterized. The transcript is spliced from 2 exons. NCBI's taxonomy places the organism in Eukaryota, Fungi, Ascomycota, Eurotiomycetes, Chaetothyriales, Herpotrichiellaceae. The coding region runs from base 1 to 2310 and encodes 769 amino acids. Gene Ontology annotation, molecular function: hydrolase activity. The record is from RefSeq and is a predicted model, not a curated record.
AUGUCGUCGAGACUGGCAUCCGGCUUACCCUCGAGCCUCUUCAUGGUCUUCUCUUUCUUCGGCGCUCUUUGGGGUUACUGGGCUAUCCUUAAGCAUACUUCACUUGUCACAGCAGCCUUUGCAACCUCCCAUGUCUCGGCUCAAGCGCCUUUGGCUGGCUCUCCCGAAGCCUUGGACCCCAAGCUCACCAAUACCAUCGGCAAGGAUGUCAUCAAGCUCUACUACAACGGUACAGGUCCAGUUCCUGCGUACGACAAGAAGACGCCGUUACCAGAGCCCAUCACCCCGUUCGGCGAGUCAGCGGUUGAGCAGUCGAUUCUGAACGAGCUGCUCGCCAUCCUGGACACGCCCUAUUACCCGGAUAGUUGCUCAAAAUGCAUUGCCGCAGGUCAAGUGCUCCACGUUGCAGCCAUCAGUCAGUCUGUGACUGUCUUCACAAACGUGCUGACCAGAGCCUGCAAUGCUGUGCCAGAGUUCAAGUCAAAACUCCGGGCGGCGUCCUGCGAGUCGCAUUUCAGCGGCGGAGCUGGGCACGGUGCCUACCUGGCGCAGCUCUUUUCGAAGAUGAGUCUGGCCACGGGCGACAUGCACUACUGGUGCUCCAUCAACUACGAAUUUUGUGAAGUACAGCCUCCUGUUCUGAUCGACGAGGACUUCUACUUCGAUCCGAAACCAGAAUCGGCCAACCUCGCACCAGAACCUUCCGGCCAUACUUUCAACGUGCUCCAUCUCUCUGACUGGCACUUGGACCCUCGCUAUGACAUUGGAUCCGAAAGCAAUUGCUCAGACUACAUGUGUUGCCGGCCGUACUCGGUCAACAGGGAACUCUUGACUGAUUCCCACAAUGCCUCUAUCCCCGCCUCGCGGUUUGGGUCAUUCUUGUGCGACUCGCCUGCCGACUUGGCACUGUCUGCACUCAUCGAGAUGCCCAAUUUUUUGGACAUGGACGAGCUUGCCUUUAGCAUAUUCACGGGUGACAUUGUCUCGCACGACCCGGAGGACAUGCUCUCACAGGCCUAUGUCUCUUACGAGGAAGAAGUGACUUUCAAGGUCUUCAAGCGCUUUCUCGGGGACAAAAUCCCCGUCUACGCUGCUCUCGGGAACCACGACACUCUCCCAGUCGGCUUCAACACGCCACGCAGCAUGGACCCUGACCCCACGAACCGGAGCAGCAACAUCCUGCAGUGGAACUACGACCUCCUAUCUUCCCUGUGGUCCGGGCAUUCGUGGCUGAACGACACGGACGCCGAGUUUGCACGCACGCAUUUCGGCGCCUACGCGACCACCACCGCCCAAGGUCUGCGCGUCAUCUCGAUCAACUCCGACUUCUGGUACAAGGAGAACAUCUUCAACUACUGGAACGUGACGGACCCGGACCCGAGCGGGAUCCUCAAGUGGAUGGCGGACGAACUGGCGGCGUGCGAGAAGAGAGGCCAGCGGGCGUGGAUCAUUGCCCAUGUCCUCUCGGGAUACGAUGGCUCCUCGGGCAUGCCGAAUCCGACGGCUCUGUUUUACUCCAUCGUCCGCCGCUUCUCGCCCGCGACCAUUGCCGCAGUUUUCUUUGGGCAUACCCACCAAGACCAAGUCCAAAUCUUCUACGACUACUUGCCUUCCUCCCUCUCCACAAUUUCCGACCCUAAGGGCGGCCCCAAGAAGACACUGCGAGACACGACGCAGAUAGACAUGACCAAGCCGUUACAGAUCGGACACAUCGGCCCGUCGAUCACGCCCCUCACUGGUCUCAACUCGGGUUACCGGGUCUACCAGAUCGACGCGGCGACAUUCUCCGUCAUGGGCGCGCAGACGUACUUUGCAAACAUGUCCAACAGCCUCAGCUGGACCAAGCCGGUCUGGGAAUUCGAGUACGACACGCGGCAAGUUUACUCGGUCGACCGGGAAGACGAAAGCGAGCGUGAUGACGACGGCGAUGGCGAUGACGACGAGAGCAUAACCGCCUCGUCCAACGGACAUGGACAUGGACAUGGCAUCUCCUGGCCCGCCACGUCCCCUCUGAACGCCACGUUCUGGCAUCUCGUGACCGAGAAGAUGCUCAACGACUCCCUCCCCAGUCACGACGACGACGACGAGAAAAAGUCCCCUCUCCUACAACUCUACGAACUCCACGAGUCCAAAUCAAGCUCCCACCCAGACCGCCGGAUGAGCGGCGGAACGGACAACCCAGAGCAAAAGGUGUGCUUCCUGCGCGCUGGCAGCGGCUACUUGGGCCACUCGUGCAAGGAGAAAUUCCCCGGCGGUGGCGGUCGGGGUGAUGCGCGAUCCCAGCGCGAGAGGGAUUUCAACGUGAGAUGA